Messenger RNA from Acomys russatus (golden spiny mouse), 1322 nucleotides. It is a transcript of the gene Mcidas, whose product is annotated as multiciliate differentiation and DNA synthesis associated cell cycle protein. Gene Ontology annotation, cellular component: nucleus. The record is from RefSeq and is a predicted model, not a curated record. Lineage: Eukaryota; Metazoa; Chordata; Mammalia; Rodentia; Muridae. The transcript is spliced from 7 exons. Bases 113 to 1267 code for a protein of 384 amino acids. Gene Ontology annotation, biological process: negative regulation of cell cycle; negative regulation of DNA replication.
UCCCGCGCAGCCCUUCUCCUCCAGGCCCUCCCUCUGCUACCUUCCACGGGCCGGCCGCCCAUCUCAGGCACCAACAGGUGCAGCAGCGCUGAGUGUGGGUCUCCAUCCCAGGAUGGAGGCGUGCGAGGGCAGCGCAGCCGGACGCCGGGCCUUCGACAGCAUCUGUCCCAACAGGAUGCUGGACCUAACGCGGAGGCCCCUCUCCAAGCCGGGGAAGAAGUUCCUUCCUCCCUGGAAGUCUUUCUCAGGAUGCGGCAGCGGCAGCCCAGUAUCGGUGUACGAGGACCCCCCUGACGUCGAGCCCGCUGCGCUGCCAGACCUCACCACCAUAGACCUGCAGGACCUUGCAGACUGCACCUCGCUACUCGGAUCCGAAACGCCUCCUAGUGGGGAUUCUUCCGCCUCGCAGAACUCCUCCUUGCAAACUGAAGAGGAUUUCAACCUGCAGAAUUUCAGAGACGCGGUGGAUGACCUCAUUGCAGAUUCAUCCUCUUUGAUGUCGGAAGGCGACUUUCCCUUUUCCCCUUGCGACGUUUCAUCUUUCCCUUCCUGCCUCUCCCCAUCUCUGGACCCACCUCCCCUGGGGUCUUCACCGCUGCCCCCACCGCCUCACGCUUCAGAUCCGCCGCCGCCGCCACCGCCACCAACGGAGGAGUACUGGAAGGAGGUGGCCGACCAGAACCAGAGGGCCCUGGGAACUGCUCUCAUAGAGAAUACCCAACUGCACGUGACGCUGACGCAGAAGCAGGAGGAGAUCGCUUCGCUCAGGGAGACGAACGUGCAGCUGAAAGAACUUGCCAGCCGGACCAGGCACCUGGCCUCAGUGUUGGACAAGCUUAUGAUCACACAGUGCCCAGCCGAGCCCUUCCAGAUCAAGGCAACGACGAAAAGGAGCCUGGAGGAGCUGCUCUGUGCUGCGGGACAAGCAGGGCAGGGUUGCUCGGAAGUGGACGCCAUCCUUAGGGACAUCUCUCAGCGCUGCGAUGAAGCCCUGCAGAACCGCGACCCCAAGCGACCCAGGCUGCAGCAAGAGCCAGGCAGCAAGGACUGCAGCUCCAGAACCCUCCACGGAGUCUUCAGAGGGCUGCGCACCAACUGCAGCGCCAGCUCUGUGAACCUGAGGCACAGUGAGCUGGAGGAAGGCGGCUCCUUCAGCACGCCCAUCCGCAGCCACAGCACCAUCCGCACUUUGGCCUUCCCCCAGGGCAAAGCCUUCACCAUCAGGACAGUCACGGGUGGUUACAAAUUUCGCUGGAUCCCCAGCUGAGCAGGGAUGUGGUUUCCACACACCCCCUCCCCCAAGCACUGCCCUGUGUCCAGAG